Heteronotia binoei (common prickly gecko) is the source of this 882-nucleotide messenger RNA. Its product is annotated as C-X-C motif chemokine 11-like. Gene Ontology annotation, cellular component: extracellular region. Gene Ontology annotation, molecular function: CXCR chemokine receptor binding; chemokine activity. The transcript has 4 exons. Gene Ontology annotation, biological process: neutrophil chemotaxis; antimicrobial humoral immune response mediated by antimicrobial peptide; cellular response to lipopolysaccharide. The record is from RefSeq and is a predicted model, not a curated record. Bases 58 to 342 code for a protein of 94 amino acids. NCBI's taxonomy places the organism in Eukaryota, Metazoa, Chordata, Lepidosauria, Squamata, Gekkonidae.
CACAUUUCCUCCUCCAACUAUAGAACUGGAAGCAGGAGAUUCUUCGCCAACACGGAAAUGAUCAGGUGGUCCUUCCUCCUCACUCUGCUGCUUCUGCUGGGGGCAGUUCCUGUGCCAGGAAUGCCAACCUCCAGGAGAGGGCACUGUCUCUGUCGACGAAGAAAUCUUGUCUCCAUCCAAUUUCAUCUUAUUGCCGAAGUGGAAUACCACCGGCCAAGUGCCAGCUGUGAUCAAGAGGAGCUGAUAGUCACAUUCAAAAGCGAUGGGAGAAAAAGAUGCUUGAAUGUUAACUUGGGCCAAGGCAGGAAAAUAAAAGAGGCAAUUAUGAAGAAAAAGAAGUAAAGAUUGCCAAACAGGAAAGAAAGAGAAGAGUGUGGGGGAAAACUGACAUUUCCCAGCCAACGCCAUGAACUUUUUCAAUACAGGAGAGAACAUCUGGUGAAGAAUAUUUAUGAUACCUUCACGUGUAGAAAGAAGGCUGUGACGGAAUGGCCCUGGUUUGCCUACCAGACCCCGUUCCCCUUUUUGGAGGGAGCUAUUUCUCCUCCGGCCACUUGGGCUCGCUGCCACCACCUGCUCAGUCUAGGGGUUCGGAUUGAGAGGAACAGGACUCCCAAUCCCCCUCUCCAGCUAUGAGGCCAGGCCUCAAGGUCCUCUGCCACCCUGUACUUGGGUAUCACAGAGACCACAGCACUUCUUCGGGGAACCCCUGGAGGAUUGGCACCUUAUCCAACCACAGGCCUUCCCCCUUUCCCCGGGCCCCCCUUCAUAAAGCGUGGUCUAAAGCGGUUGGGGAUCUCUGUGGUACAAAGUUUGACUGCCAGCAUUCAAAACAGUAAAAAUAUUUAAUUAGAAGAGAAAAAGGAAAGAAAAGAAAAAAAA